GUACAUCUCUAUAGCACAUCUUGAUAUCACAUACCCUAAAGAAAAUGAUGCUUCGUGGGUUAAGUCUCGUGUGUUUUUUCAUGAUUGUUAACAAAGCCUACGCUAGAGAGUUUAUGGUCGGUGGUGCAAAAGGUUGGACCAUUCCUUCCGGGUCUCAAGUUUACAGUCAAUGGGCAGAACAGAGCAGAUUCCAAGUAGGCGACUCUUUGCUGUUCGUCUACCAACCAAACCAAGAUUCAGUGUUCCAGGUCACAAGAGACGCUUACGACAGCUGCAACACUGAUGCACCAACCGCUAAAUUCGCUGACGGGAAAACAUCCUUCGCACUAACCCACUCCGGACCAUACUAUUUCAUCAGCGGAAACAAAGACAACUGCAACAAAAACGAGCAGCUCGUGGUCAUUGUCAUGGCUGACAGAAACGGCAAGACCAACGCUACAUCAUCAUCACCACCGUCUCAAGCCCCGGCUCCCUCAGGAGAAGCCGCUCCGUCUCCGCCUAUCACAAGUAACCUUGAGCCCCCAGCAACUACGCCUACUCAAGAAACUCCAAAAAACGCAGCUUCCUCAUCUUCUUCCUUUGUCUCUGCUCUUUUGGGAGCUGCUCUUGCUUCCACUCUAUUCCUACACUAAGAAGUUUCUCUUUUGUCUUCUAUUCUCACUCUUUAACGAGUCUUUUCACGUGAGUUUGUGUCAAUUGGUGUUUGUUGUUUUGAUUUUUUCCCCUUUUGUUUCUCAUGUAAAUGAAUAAAAAGUUCUACUUGUGUGCAUAGUACAGAGACGUCAUCUCUAUUGUAUAUAGAGAAAUGGAAGGAUCAAGAAACUAAGAUAGUGUCAUACAAAACUUUCUUUCUCUU
This is a messenger RNA of Brassica oleracea var. oleracea, 856 nucleotides long. RefSeq names its product early nodulin-like protein 3. Gene Ontology annotation, cellular component: plasma membrane. The transcript is spliced from 2 exons. Lineage: Eukaryota; Viridiplantae; Streptophyta; Magnoliopsida; Brassicales; Brassicaceae. The coding region runs from base 45 to 632 and encodes 195 amino acids. The record is from RefSeq and is a predicted model, not a curated record. Gene Ontology annotation, molecular function: electron transfer activity.